UAAUGGAAAGAUCAUUGGUUUUCAUGGAAGGGCCAUUUGGAAAUGGGAAAAACCGAUGGGAUGAUGGCAAGCAUGCAGAUAUCAGACAAAUUGUUGUAGUCUCUGGUUCUGCAAUUGAAUCUGUUAGUUUUACCUAUGAGGGUCCUCCUUUCAGACACGGUAGAACUCAUGGUGGCAAAACAAAUACGAUAAAUCUGGACUGGCUAACUGAAGUUCUUAUUUCGGUUUCGGGAUAUAUUGUGAAUGAUUUUGGUUCUACUGUCAUCCAUUCACUCACAUUCCAAAGCAAUAAAAGGACAUAUGGACCAUUCGGCACUGAAACCGGAAGGAAGUUUUCAUUUCCAGCAACUGGUGGAAAGAUUAUUGGAUUCUAUGGGAGUUCUGGUUCCCAUCUUGAAUCUCUAGGAGCAUAUUUGGAACCAAUCUCUCAUCUAUACCCGAUCGAGUGUGUUGGACCAUUGGGGGGCCAAGGUGGACACUCCUGGGAUGAUGGAAAAUUCAAUGGAGUAAAGAAAAUAAAGAUGACGUUAGAAGAUGAUGUCAACUGCAUCUCGUUUGAGUAUGAUGAUAAUGGUGAAUCUAUUUGGUCCUCUGCACAUGGUAAUGAAAACGGAAGUAUCCUUACGGUUAACUUGAAUUACCCUCAUGAGUUCUUGAUCUCGGUAUCAGGAUAUAUCAAACAUGACUGUUCUGUUAUUCAAUCACUCACGUUCGAAAGCAAUAAAAGAAGGCUUGGACCCUUUGGUAAGGAAGGAGGGAACUUCUUUCGCUGUGCAUUGACAUGCCACAAGAUAAUUGGCUUUCACGGAAGGUCUGGUAUCCAGCUUGAUGCGCUAGGAGUCUACUUUGAACCAAUUUCUGAUCUUCAUCUCUUGAAAUCCAUUGGGCCGUUUGGAAAACAAGAUUGGGGCAAUCCAUGGGACGAUGGAGAUAGCACAGGUGUGAGAAAAAUAAUGAUUAAAGCUGGAGAUGUUAUCGACUCCAUUACUGUUGAGUACGACAAGGACGGGCGUGUGGUUCAGGGCCCUAGACAUGGUGGAGAUGGGGGAUAUUUAACGCUCGAGGUAUGGCCCUUCAGACGUUUGCUUAAUCUUAUGAACGUGCAGCUUAUGGGUUGUUGCUAAGGUUUUAGUUUUAAGUGGUCUAGAGGUCACGUUUAUGCAGAUGAGCAAAGUAUUCUAAACAGAGCGUGGAAGUAAAAGUAAGAUGAUGAGAACAAUCUGGAUUUUGAGUUUGACAAAUGAUCUCGAAUAAGAAAGUCAUUGUUGGGGCA
Eucalyptus grandis is the source of this 1273-nucleotide messenger RNA. RefSeq names its product jacalin-related lectin 3-like. The transcript has 4 exons. The coding region runs from base 3 to 1124 and encodes 373 amino acids. Lineage: Eukaryota; Viridiplantae; Streptophyta; Magnoliopsida; Myrtales; Myrtaceae. The record is from RefSeq and is a predicted model, not a curated record. Gene Ontology annotation, molecular function: carbohydrate binding.